Messenger RNA from Sciurus carolinensis (gray squirrel), 1450 nucleotides. RefSeq names its product secretion associated Ras related GTPase 1B (gene Sar1b). Lineage: Eukaryota; Metazoa; Chordata; Mammalia; Rodentia; Sciuridae. Gene Ontology annotation, biological process: endoplasmic reticulum to Golgi vesicle-mediated transport; intracellular protein transport; vesicle organization. The transcript is spliced from 7 exons. Gene Ontology annotation, molecular function: GTP binding; GTPase activity. Gene Ontology annotation, cellular component: COPII vesicle coat; endoplasmic reticulum exit site. The record is from RefSeq and is a predicted model, not a curated record. The coding region runs from base 305 to 901 and encodes 198 amino acids.
UGAGGCACCAGUAUUCCUUUCUCUUCUAGGCCAGCGGGCCCCUAAAUCCUCUUGGGGCUGAUGCGGGGAGGGUAGCUCAGGCGGCGCGGAUUGACAACCAGAUCAUGAGAGGGCGGAACUGAUUGCGCGCGGUGCUGCGGCCCUCCGGACCUUAGCUACUGAGGCACCCGCUGGUCCGGAAGGAGCUGACGUGAGCUGGGACCCCGGCAGCCAUACCGCUUUGCAAUUCGGCCUCAGAAAGUGUAGGGCGGCUCCGAGGAGGGAAUUGUGUUCACUCCAGUCUCAGAUCCUGUAAGAUUUGGAUAUGUCCUUCAUAUUCGAUUGGAUUUACAGUGGGUUCAGCAGUGUACUACAAUUUUUAGGAUUAUAUAAGAAAACCGGUAAAUUGGUAUUUCUUGGAUUGGAUAAUGCUGGAAAAACAACAUUGCUACACAUGCUAAAAGAUGACAGACUUGGACAACAUGUCCCAACAUUACAUCCCACUUCAGAAGAACUGACUAUUGCUGGCAUGACUUUUACAACUUUUGAUCUGGGUGGACAUGUUCAAGCCCGAAGAGUAUGGAAAAACUACCUUCCUGCUAUCAAUGGCAUUGUAUUUCUUGUGGAUUGUGCAGACCAUGAAAGACUGUUAGAAUCAAAAGAAGAACUUGAUUCAUUAAUGACAGAUGAAACUAUUGCUAAUGUGCCUAUACUGAUUCUUGGGAAUAAAAUUGACAGACCUGAAGCCAUCAGUGAAGAGAGAUUACGAGAAAUGUUUGGUUUAUAUGGUCAGACAACAGGAAAGGGCAGUGUAUCUCUGAAAGAACUGAAUGCCCGACCUUUAGAAGUUUUCAUGUGCAGUGUGCUCAAAAGACAAGGUUAUGGAGAAGGCUUCCGCUGGAUGGCACAGUACAUUGAUUAACAUCAACAUCAACCCACCUCAGCUCCAGGUCUCGACAUUCAGGCCUACUCAGAGAUUUGAUCACUCAACAUGCAUAACUUGAAUUCAAUAGACUUUUGUUGGAUUUAAAAUAGUUGUUUUUUAAUUAUUAAUAUUAUAUCAACUUAAUUUGAGUGAGAAUUGAAAACUGAUUCAAGUAAGUUUGAAUAUCCCAAUGUUUGCUUUCUAAUUCCAUACAAAUAGUUUUUAAAGUUUAUAAUCUGACAUUACCCCCAGCACCAUUUAUAAAGAGCAACUUUGCAGCAGUACAUUUGAAGCACUUUUUAACAAUGUGAAUCUACAAAUAUAAACCAUAUUUAAAAGUUCAUCAUGUUAAAUUUUUUAUGUACUUUUUUGGAACUAGUUUUUAAAUUUUAGAUUACAUGUCUGCCUCUCUUGUGUGUACAGUUAAUAAUUAGCUUAUCAAUGAUUGCAUGAUGCCUUACAAUUUUCAAUAAUACUUUUUCUUAUGCAAACGUCAUGCAAUAAACAAACUCUAAUGUUUGGCCUCCUUGUUGGGCAGAUGUUUCA